ACUGAAGAAUUAUAGUUGCUUUCCAGAAAUAUGAGGGCAAUUUGGCAAAUUUAUAACUAUCUACUCUGUAUUUGGAACCCUGGGUAUAGGAGUAAACAAGACAAAGAUUGUCCUCCUCUCAUAAACUGAGCUAUUAUUCUAUAUAGCAAGGUUUAUGUUAUAGAGACUGCAAGCCUCAUAAUGCGAGGAUCAAUUAAAAACCUAAAAGUCACACAAUAUAGUAGAAAUGGUCUGACUGACUUAAUAGUGUGGUUAUUGGGGAUGUUCCUGCCAGUUUUUUCAAGCAUAUGGCUAAUUAACAAUUGACUAAUUGAUUUUUUUCUGUAGAUCAUAUGUCUUAUUUAGUAUGGUCCACUGGUGUUACUGAUUGAGAUGAAAUGAUCACUUUCAGGUUCAAAGGUCACUUUUUGACCUUUGGGAAUAACUAGAAUCAGUUAUGCUUAAAUUUAAUAUUUCAUGCCUGAAUAUAAUAUGUUAUUGUACUUAGUGAUUUUAGAGACCCAACGAUACUGGGUUUGAGAUACUAGGAAAUAUAUCCCAAAAUAUUUUCGGUCCUUCUGUUGCUCAUUUUAAAAUAUGAUUAAACAAAGAUUGUAGCCAUAGAGAAGAUUUUCUGCUGUAAAUUGGUGUUUCAACCCAUUCAACUGUUCAUGCUUUCUGUGAUCCCAUUUAUAAAAGUGGAAAGUGAAGGGUGAGUGGCUUCCCUCUUGAGUAGGCACAUACUUUAAAAAAAAUAUGUAUGUCUCAGCAGAGCUAUGCUAGAGUUUCAUAUAGCUGCUUUUUUCUAUAUUGUAGGGCCAGCUCUCAAUGUUGCAAGAAAAAAUAGACCAUUUGGAGCGUUUGCUAGCUGAGAACAAUGAGAUCAUCUCAAAUAUUAGAGAUUCGGUCAUCAAUUUGAGCGAGUCUGUGGAGGAUGGGCCAAGAAGUUCACAAGGCAAUUUCAGCCAAGGUGUUGGUUCACCUCUUCUGUCCCUCACAGUUGACCCUGCAGACUGUCUGUUUGCUUCACAAAGCGGAAGUCAGGAUUCAGAUGUGCAGAUGUUGGAUAUUUACAGUCUAAUUCCUUUUGACAAUCCAGAUGGUGGAGUUUGGAAGCAAGGAUUUGACAUUACCUAUAAACUUAGUGAUUGGGACACUAAGCCCCUUCAGGUCUUUGUGGUGCCUCAUUCCCAUAAUGACCCAGGUUGGUUGAAGACUUUCAAUGACUACUUUAAAGAGAAGACUCAGUAUAUUUUUAAUAACAUGGCCAUUAAGCUGAAAGAAGACUCACGGAGGACAUUUAUAUGGUCUGAGAUCUCUUACCUUUCAAAGUGGUGGGACACUACAGAUAAGCUCAAGAAGGAUAUUAUUAAAAGUUUACUAGGAAAUGGUCAGUUGGAAAUUGUGACAGGUGGCUGGGUUAUGCCUGAUGAAGCUGCUGCACAUUAUUUUGCCAUAAUUGACCAACUAAUUGAAGGACAUCAAUGGCUGGAAAAGAAUUUAGGAGUGAAACCUCGGUCUGGUUGGGCUAUUGAUCCUUUUGGACAUUCACCAACAAUGGCUUAUCUUCUAAAACGUGCUGGAUUUUCUCAUAUGCUCAUCCAGAGAGUUCAUUAUGCCGUUAAGAAGCAUUUUUCAUUGCAUAAAACGCUGGAGUUUUUUUGGAGACAGAAUUGGGAUCUGGGAUCUGUCACAGAUAUUUUUUGCCACAUGAUGCCCUUCUACAGUUAUGACAUCCCUCACACUUGUGGACCUGAUCCUAAAAUAUGCUGCCAGUUUGAUUUUAAUCGGCUUCCUGGAGGCAGAUAUGGUUGUCCCUGGGGACUUGCCCCAGAAGCAAUAUAUCUUGGAAAUAUCAAAAACAGGGCUGAGUUGCUUCUGGACCAGUACCGAAAGAAGUCAAAACUUUUCCGCACUACAGUUCUCCUGGCCCCACUGGGAGAUGAUUUCCGCUAUUGUGAACGCAGGGAGUGGGAUUAUCAGUUCAAGAAUUAUCAAAUGCUUUUUGAUUAUAUGAAUUCUCAACCUCAUUAUAAUAUUAAGAUACAGUUUGGGACAUUAUCAAAUUAUUUUGAUGCAGUGGAUAAGGAAAUUGGAGCCAGUAGAACAAAUAGCCAGCCACUGUUCCCUGUUCUAAGUGGAGAUUUUUUCACUUACGCCGACCGAGACGAUCAUUACUGGAGUGGCUACUUUACAUCCAGACCUUUUUACAAACGAAUGGAUAGAAUAUUGGAAUCCCAUUUAAGGGCUGCGGAAAUUCUUUACUAUUUCGCCCUGAAACAAGCUCAGAAAUACAAGAUAAGUGCAUUUCCUUCAUCAUCCUCUUACAUGGCUCUUACAGACGCCAGAAGGAGUUUGGGACUGUUUCAACAUCAUGAUGCUAUCACAGGAACUGCAAAAGAUGCGGUGGUUUUGGAUUAUGGUAUCAGACUCUAUAAUUCAUUAAUGAAUUUGAAGGAGAUAAUUGGAUCUUCUGCACUACUUCUUAUUUUGAAGGACAAACAGUCAUACAAAUCUUCCUCUUUUGAUACCCUCCUAGAAAUGGAUUUGAAACAAAAAUCACAAGGUUCUCUACCACAAAGAGAUACAAUACAGCUGAGUGCAGAGCCAAGGUACCUUGUGGUCUAUAAUCCUUUAGAGCAAGAACGAAGCUCAUUGGUCUCGGUCUAUGUGAGUUCCCCCAAAGCACAAGUGUCCGCUUCAGGAAAGCUGGUGGAAAUUCAAAUGAGUGCCGUUUGGGAGACCGCCAAUACUAUUUCACAGACAGCCUAUGAGAUCUCUUUUCUAGCACAGAUGCCACCAUUGGGACUGAAAGUGUAUACACUUUUGGAUUCAACAAGUUCACACCCACAAUUAGCUGAAUAUGCCUUGUAUAAUGGUAACAUAGAGAAUAAAGGAAUUUUCAACAUGAAGAAUAUGAAAAAUGCUGAAGAAGAUAUAACUCUAGAAAACCCCUUUAUGAAGCUUCAUUUUAGUCAAUCUGGGCUUAUGGAGGAAAUGAUAAAUAAAGAGGAUGGGAAGCAUCAUGACAUAAAGGUACAAUUUUCAUGGUAUGGAACCACAAGUAAGAAGGACAAAAGUGGUGCCUACAUCUUCCUGCCUGAUGGAGAAGCCAAGCCUUAUGUUUACAAAACCUUACCCAUUGUCAGAGUGCAGCGUGGAAGGUUUUAUUCGGAUGUGACUUCCUUUUUUGAACAUGUUACCCAUACUGUCCGACUGUACAACAUACAGGGAAUAGAAGGACAGUCUGUGGAAAUUUCCAAUAUUGUGGACAUCCGAAAAGAAUAUAACUAUGAGAUUGCAAUGAGAAUUUCUUCUAACAUAAACAGCAAAACUAGAUUUUAUACGGACCUAAAUGGAUACCAGAUUCAACCUAGAAUGACAAUGAGCAAGUUGCCCCUUCAAGCAAAUGUGUAUCCAAUGACCACAAUGGCGUAUAUCCAGGAUGCCCAGCACCGCUUGACCCUGCUCUCUGCCCAGUCUUUAGGUGUAUCAAGUUUGGAAAGUGGUCAGAUUGAAGUUAUCAUGGAUCGAAGACUCAUACAAGAUGAUAAUCGUGGCCUUGAGCAAGGUGUCUAUGACAACAAGAUUACAGCUAGUUUAUUUCGAAUACUACUAGAAAAAAGACCUGUCGUGAAUAUGGAAAAAGAAAAGCCAGUCAGCUAUCCUUCCCUCCUUAGCCACAUAACUUCUUCUUUCCUGAAUCACCCUGUCUUUACAAUGACAGAAAAGAGGCCCGUGCCCACCCUUCAGCUGCUCGGUGAAUUCUCCCCGUUACUGUCAUCUUUGCCUUGUGACAUUCAUCUGCUUAAUCUGAGGACAAUACAAUCAAAGAAAGACGACAAGUAUUCCGACGAGGCGGCCUUGAUUCUCCACAGGAAGGGGUUCGACUGCCUCUUCCCCAGCAAAGACACUGGGCUGCUCUGUUCCACUACCCAGGGAAAGAUAUUGGUACAUAAACUUUUUAACAAGUUUACCGUUGCACGCCUCAUACCUUCAUCGUUAUCCUUGAUGCACUCACCUCCAGAUGCCCGCAACAUAAGUGAGAUCAACUUGAAGCCCAUGGAAAUCAGCACAUUUCGAAUCCAGCUGAGGUAAACCUGGCUUUCAGAUUUGGAUUGCGAAGCAUUGGCUUUUGUACACUUCUUGGUUUUACGUGCAAUAAAGAAGCACAUUAUUUUAGCUUCUGGCUACUGUGAGAACAUGAAUUCUGUGAUUUUUUUUUUUUUUGAACCAUUACAGUAAGAAAAAAAAAGCCAUGCUAUAAACCAGUUUGGUUUUUUUUGUUGUUGUGGUUUUAAGUUUCUUCCAUCAAGUACCACCAUCGGUAUGAAUUGAUGCAACAAACAAAGAAAUGUCUAAAGACAACCUCACAGCAGAUUGUAUCUCAGGUUAAAUAUUCACUAAUUCUGUCUGCAUUGGAGGUUGUAAAGAGAUUCUUAUGAGUAUUCAUGUUGCCAAUCCUGCGUUAAUUUUACAAAAAAUGCCCACUUCUACCAAAAUGGAAUAAGACGCUGGUGGGUCAUAGCUAAUGGCCAAAAUAGUUGCAAUCAUUCAUACAUGUUAGAAAAUGUUCAUGUGUUGAAAUACGUGGAAAAGUGCAAUCCAUCAGCCCUGAUGAUAUAGUUGAUUUUCACACCUUUUUCUAAUGUAUCACUUGACCCCUCCCUUCCUACCCUUUGUAAAGUAUUUCCAGAAAUAGCAGAUUCUGAGUCAUUCAAUAGUAGAAAAAGAGGCCUAUUUUCAUUACUUGACAAUGUGAGAUGGGUGCAGUUUAUUCCAGUGUCACUGAAAGAGAAGAAGCAAUUCCAUAGGUACCAUAACCUAUUUUAGGUACCACAAGGUGUCUUUUUACACAGCUCAUUUGAAUACAGAUGUUCUGAAAAGGGGUUUCUAUUUUAAAAAUACCAUAUCAAAAUAAAUGUGCCUUAUUUUUUUAUAAGUCUUGUUAAAUCUUUUAGUGUCCAUGUUACCAUUUGGGGAAGGGGGGAGGUUGGGGCAGGGAGAGGGCAUGGGUACUUUCUAUGACAUAAAUUAUAAAAUUUUUGCCUGAUGAUGCUGGCCACAUUCUGAUCUGUUUCAUUAAAUUUGUGGUGAUAACACUCUAAACAUUUUGACUAUUUGAAUGUACUGAGAUCUCAGAAAACAAAACAAGAGAAAAAAUAUUGUUGAUUAAAAUAUGCUGCUGCCAAGGAGACUGCAACUUGAAGCAAGGAUUGUGUGAUGUGCAAAGUACACACCGUUUCCACUUCAGAGGCGUUAAGGACACUGAAGAGAGAAUGCUUUAAAACAGACCCUGUUUGGAAACCCAAUUGUAUGUAGCUCACCGUGAUUCAUCCUAUUAAAGUAUAUGUCUGUUCAGUGAAUUCCAAGCUUUUGUAUGUGUGUGCUAACCUCAAAGCGAAGCUCUAAGCCCAUGUGCCAUUACAAUACUUUUGAUAAAAUUUAUUUGCGAUCAUUGUUAACUUGACAUUAAAAUAAAAGCAACAUUAGCAACAUUUUAGAAUAUUGUUUUAAUAUAGAAAGGAUGUUUGAAUAUGCAAACUUUUGAAAGUUCUCUUUAUGUUAACUAAUAGGUGAUUACCUGACUUUAAACCUCCAUUUACCUCCUGUUACUCCAACUUCUUUUUAGAGAAAUUAAAACCUAAUUUCUGUUUCACCAUGUAGUCUGAUUAUUAUCUUGAUUUUUAAUCAAGAUGCAGCUCCUAAGGUCAUUGUUAAGUUAUGUUAAAUUCAUGAACUUCUUUCGCCUUUAAUAAUUAAGGAAACAAUACUGGUGUUGAUAAAGAUAUUAAAAGGGAGUAGUUUCAUGCAAUAAACAUGUACUGUAAGUUUCCUUCCUCAUUUGGGAGGGAUAAACACCUAAAAAAAGAAACAAACACUUCCCUUUUGUGGAUGUCUGCAGUUCUUAGUAUUGUCAGAAGCAAAUUCCAGGAAUAAAUCAGUAUUUCCAUUGCGUCUUAAAUGUAAAACCUUCCUGUGGGCAUUCACUGUGUUCUGUGGUUAAUCAUCUGGGAAUUCUGAUCAGUUGAAGUAAAAAAUCUUGAUGCAAUAACAGUGGUUUUGCCACUUCUGGUCUGUCCCAUGCCAGUCGGAUCUUACUCAGUGUGUUGCCACCAACUGCUCACAGGUAAAGCAGAAUCUCUUUAACAAGCAAGUUUCUGCUUUUUAUCUUUAGAAUAAAGUAUCAGGGAAAUGAAGAGGGGAUGCUUUUGCUUUGGGCUGUGGUCAAGAACUGAUUAAAUCAUUCAGUGUCUCUGUACACUUCAGUUGUGAUCUCGGUGGCAUAUUUGUGUGCCUAGGUUUUAUUACAGUUAUUACAACACAUGACGUUCAGUUGACCAAUAGUUCAUUACUCUCUCCUAUCCUUUUUUUUUUUAAUUUUAAUUUGCGAUUUUAACUGCAGUGUCUGAGGACUCAGCAUCUUUGUUUCCUACAAAUACUGACUAAAAUAAAAUGCUGUAAAGUGUGUGGUAAAACAUUGUAAUUACCUUCCAAUGUCUUUGUUGUACUUGUGCCGAAAUGUUUUCACAUUCUUUUGUUUGGAAGGAAAUCUUUGCUUUCGUUUUGAUUAUGUUGCUUACCUUGGAAUCAAUAGGUUUUGAUAUUUUCUCUUGGAAGAUUUUAUAUCUUUUUGGGAAAAUGUAAUAUAAGAUCUCUAAUAAAAGAUAAAUCUUAUCGUGUA
Miniopterus natalensis is the source of this 6664-nucleotide messenger RNA. Lineage: Eukaryota; Metazoa; Chordata; Mammalia; Chiroptera; Miniopteridae. The record is from RefSeq and is a predicted model, not a curated record.